Molecule: messenger RNA, 1162 nt
Organism: Cicer arietinum (chickpea)
Lineage: Eukaryota; Viridiplantae; Streptophyta; Magnoliopsida; Fabales; Fabaceae
Product: chloroplast processing peptidase-like
Biological process (GO): thylakoid membrane organization
Cellular component (GO): chloroplast thylakoid membrane
Molecular function (GO): serine-type endopeptidase activity
Source: RefSeq, a predicted model, not a curated record
AACUUAAUCAGUAAGUCUCCACAGUUGUCGUGUUUUAAGAAACAAGUGAAAACUCAUUUUACAACAUUAAUUUCUGUCAUAAGUUGAGUUAAGCACGUUUGAGUAAUGAGCUUCUUGAGGCCAUCUGCAAUGUACAACUUUUUGAUUACUUAUUAUCCUUCCCUGCGAUGGAUGCCUUGUCAGAGUUGGGGGCUCCUUCGAUGGCCAGGUCUAGACGGUUUCUUCAGACUUCUUGUGGUUUUGCUUCUCUGGUCUACCUUCUCUCAACUUUUCUACAUACCUUCUUCUUCUAUGUAUCCUACACUUCGCGUUGGAGAUCGAAUUAUUGUCGAAAAGGCUUCAUAUUACAUCAGGAGUCCUGCUAUACAUGAAAUUGUAACAUUUCGAGAUCCAACACAGCAUUCUGAAGACAACACAGAUGUUUUUAUCAAGAGAGUUGUUGCAAAAGCAGGAGACACUGUUGAGGUUCAUCAUGGGGGACUCUAUGUCAAUGGUGUUGCUCAAGAGGAGGAUUUCGUGGCAGAGCCGCCAACAUACACAACCAAAUUAACUUAUGUGCCCAAAGGCCAUGUUUAUGUGUUGGGGGAUAAUCGCAAUAAUAGCUAUGAUUCACAUAUAUGGGGACCACUUCCUAUUAAAAACAUAGUUGGAAGAUAUGUCAUGUGCUGUCACAGACCAACAAAUUAAGACUAUUGUAUAUGGUUGAGAUGUGGUAGAAGAACCAACCAGAGUUAUUUUCUUCGGUAAUUUUACAAUGAGGUGAUAGCAUAAUAGGCCAUGUUGUUCCCAUGAAGAGUUCCAAAUUCCAGUCCUCUCUAUUCAGUAAAUGAAAAAGCAUAUGUCAUAUGUUAAUCCUUCAUUGGAAUUGUUUUCUCAUAUUCUUGCAAAUAGUGAUUGGUGAGGCCUCCUUCUGUCAGAGUAUAUAUGCAACCAUCCAACUGAAUAAAAAAGGAGAAAAAAUGGCAUAUCAUUUCUAAAAGGUUUGGUUUGAGUAAUGAAGCAUUUGAAAUGGCAUAUUAUUAUUAUUAUAGGAAGCUGAGUUUUCUUUGUUAGUAUUUGUUAUAUCUUGUGUCCAUCGUGUAAUGAACUUCUUAUUAGCUAAGUAGUUAGUUGAUAAUAUUUUUUCUUUAUCAUUAUGGAGAGAAAUAGAAAUUUACUGAAA